AUGCAGCCACCAGGCUGGAGUCGAAUAUUAUGGUUGUUAUGGCCGCUUAUCGCAACGUAUACCAAAGCUCAAGUAAUAACUCAAAAUGUGGCUCGAAUUCAAUCGUAUACGAACUAUGGUCAACAUGAUAGUCAAGGGUCAUCAUUACUGUCAUUUAUGCAAUUGGUACGACAGCGGUCAGCUGGGAAUCAGAUUCAACAGGUAAGGGGAAUAUUUUUGUCUCGCUUCCUUAAGAUUUUAAAAUUUUUUAGUAAGCAGGUAGGGUAGGGUAGGGUAGGGUAGGGUACGGUAGGGUAGGGUAGGGUAGGAUAGGGUAGGGUAGAGUAGGGUAAAGUUGGGUACGGUAAAAUAGGGUGGCGUAAGGCAAGCUAGAGUUAGGUAAUGUUUAAAAUGUAUAUGUAAAACCCAUUUAUAAAACUACCUUACUCAAACUUUUUAAAAUUUUCGUAAAACCUCCUAUGAGCAAAACACUUUUCUAAAAUUAAACUCCCCCCCCCCUCUCAAUUUUAAAAAAAUUAUUUUUUUUUGUAAAAUACGUUGUUUGCACUUGUGAUGAAAAUUGUAAUUUCAGUGCCCAUGUGUCCACUUACCAGGCUCAGACAAGUGCAUCACAUACGAUUCUCGGUUUCAAGCUGUCAGUAUCGAAGAAGCUAUGAUAUCCUUCGUUGAUCAGACCAUGAAUGGGUAUAAUACUCGGAAUAGUGCUAGUAAUGUUAUUGUGAGUUUGAAAUUUUUAUUUUUUUUUUAAAUUUAAAUUACGAAAAAAAAAUUCUUAAUUUUUCAGUCAGGAGCUACAUUCGCCUGUUCUACCCAAGAAUGCCGCCAAUGUGUUGCCAUUUUGGCUGUGAGGUUACGUCAAAUUGGUAUCUUGAGACGACCUUUAGCGUUCCCGUUCCCUGUACCAACAGCAGACCAGAUAGUACCAUCACUGUGUCCUAGGCUAAGGCUUAGUCGAAGUCAUUUUGUAAGUCACCCUACCCUACCCUACUCUUUCCCUACUCUACUCUACCCUACCGUAUCUUAUCUAACCUUACCGUAUCCUACAGUACAGUACCGUACUCUACCCUACCCCACCGUUCAAUCCUACCCUACCCUAAUUUUCCUAAACUUUAGGUACCCACGCCUUCAGCCACAGUCCCAUGGGCGGUGACGGCCAUUUCCAACGCCGCCGGCAUAAGAGCGGCCGUUUCUGCGCGUCCGCGGACGCCGUUCCACGCGCAGGUCGAACAAGUACGUAAGUGGCUAGCUGCCAAUCCCAAUUUUUGUGGUUUUAGCGGCUUAAUGAACAGCGUGCUGCUCGUGGACUGCCAUUGAUAACGUCGGUGAUUAGGACUAGUGGUACACAUGACGCGUCAGUUGGUACUGGUGGAGGUGGUACUGGUAAAACUGGCAGUACUGGUGCAGGUGGUGCUGGCGGAGGAAGUGGUGGUACUGGUGCAGGUGGUGCUGGUCGAACUGGCAGUACUGGUGCUAGUGGUGCGGGCGGAAGAGGGGGUGGUACCGGUGGCUCAUUUGGUGCUGGAAGUGGUGGAAGAGGACAAGGAUCAGGCCAAGCUGGUACUGGUGGUUCUUUUGGCACUGGUGGUACAGGAGGCUCUGUUGGUACAGGUGCUGGGGGUUUUGGCACUGAUGGUACAGGAGGCUCACUAGGUACUGGUGGCUUUCCUGGCAGUGGUAGAGGACAAGCUGGUCAAGGUGGAUCUAUUGGUACUGGCGGUGCAGUUGGUCGAGGUCCAAAUAAUGGUCAAGGUGGCCGUGGAGGUCUAACUCGAGGUCAAGGGACGUCCGGAAAUGGCCGCUCUGGUCAAGUCACGUCUGGUGGUAGAGCUGGUACAGGUGGUCAAGGUGGUACCGGAGUUCGAACAGGCGGCCAAGGUGGCGCUGGCUUUGGAGGCCAAGGUGGUACUGGCUUUGGAGGUCAAGGUGGUACUGGGAACCCUACUAGUGGUCAAAUUACUGGUCGAGGUCAAGCCCAAUUCAACGGUCAAGGUGGUCGUAUUGGUACUAAUAUUGGUACUAAUGUUGGUGGUCGUACAGGUACCAAUAUUGGAGCCAACAUCGGUUCUAAUAUUGGUGGUGCUGCUGGUACUAAUAUCCGUGGAAACGGUGGUACUAACUUUGGUACGAACCCUGGUGGCCCUAUCAGUACCAAUUUUGGCGGAGAUGGCAUCCGCACCGGCGGAGAAGCAUCAAUCCCACCCCGUGCUCAGAUCCCAAAUUUCCAGCCCAGACCAAUCCAAGUACAGCCAGCUCAAUCGCCCGCGCCACGAUUUCCGAACAUACCUCGACAAACGUUCCAGCCUCAGUUUCAACAGCCUCAACCUCAGUUUCAACAACCUCAACCUCAAGUUCAACAAUUCCAGCCUCAGGUCCAGCAAUUUCAGCCUCAGGCACAACAGUUUCAACCUCAAUUUCAACAAAGCUUUCAACGUAAGUUUAUACAUAAGAACUUUCUUUACAAAACAAAAAUGGCAAUAACUUUCUUUGCAAAGUCAGAAAUUGCAAGAACUUUCUUUACAAAACCAAAAAUGGCAAGAACUUUCUUUAAAAAACAAAAUGGCAAGAACUUUCUUUACAGAAUAAUAAAUGGCAAGAAAUUUAUUUCCAACCUCUAUAUUUCAAAUUUAAAUUUUCAGCUCAGCCCUUUAACCCGCCCUUUGGCCAACAAGGCUUCGACCCAUUGAUCGGCCGACAGAUCGGUCGAGGAGUGAUCGACGCCGUCCAAGGUGGUCUAGGCGCCUCUUCAGCUGGUACACCUUUCAAUACUGGCGGAUUCGGAGUCAGUCCAGCCCCAGCGGAACCAGCUGGUGGUUUUGGUGCACCUGGUGGUGGUUUUGGUACACCUGGUGGCGGCUUUGGUACUGGUGGUACUGGGGGUUUCGGUAGUGGUGGCUCGGGCGGAUUUGGCAUUGGAAUUGGCGGUGGAGGGGGUGGAUCAGGUGGUGGGAAUAACAAUGUUGGUGCUGGACUGAGUGGUGCACUUGGUGGAUUUAAGAAGAGAACCAAACGAGAGGUGAAGCCGCAGAUUUUGGGUAAGAGUUAACCUUGAGAUGGCUUUUUUUACAGUAUUACCUAAUAAUUACAGUAUUCUUUUACUUUACAGUAACUUUUGAAAGCUACAAUACGUUUUUGUUUUAAAAUUUUAUCUAAAAUUACAGUAUGAUGUCAUUUUACAGUACUAUCUAAAAUUACAGUAUGCUUUCAUUUUACAGUAACUCCUUCAUGUUACAGUACAUUUUUGUGAUUUCCAGGCGAAAGAUUUGUCAUAAAUUGUAUUGAGAAGGGCGAUGCUGAAGACGAAGAUGCUGACUUCCUCAGCUUAUGCACAUUAUGUUGGACUUGGCGACAGUUGCCCGAAGACUACUUCCCUCGACUGGUCAAUGAAAUGGUUUGCCAGGAAAACGAGUUUUGCUUGUCUGGUAGGUUUAUACAUAGGUUUAUGUAUUUAUAGGACAGGGCUGAAGAAAGGGCAAUGUUAGACUAGAGCUAUUGUAAGGGUUGGAAGGCUUUCCAGGGAAUAUUCGGGCUUAGCACACAACUUUAGGUUUAGCGUAGAAUGUUUAGGCUUAGCAGAGAUGAUUUAGGCUUACCACGCAAUUCUAGGCUUAGAAAGAAUAUUUAGUCUUAGCACGCAACUUUAGGCUUAGGAAAGAACAUUUAGGCUUAGCAAAGAAGAUUUAGGCUUAGGAAAGAAUAUUUAGGCUUAGAAAAGAAUAUUUAGGCUUAGAAACAAAUAUUUCGGCUUAGCAGAGAAAAUUUAGGCUUAGUAAACAAUAUUUAGGCUUAGAAAAGAAUAUUUAGGCUUAGCCCAGCAUUUUUUGACUUAGCAAGCAUUUUUAGGCUUAGAAUAGAAUAUUUAGGCUUAUUACGCAAAAUUAGGCUUAGAGCUGACAAUCUUAGGCUUAAAAUUGCUAGAAAGCAAUUUCUAGGCUUAGGGAAAAGUUUUUUUCAAUUUUGUUACCUAAAAUUUUUUCCUUUAAGGCUGGGGAGAAUGCCAUCAACGCUACCGCAACAUGGACGUUUUGCGACGAGUCAACGGCGACUGGCGCCCAACAACAAUAACAACCGCGAGUUGUUGUGAUUGCAAAGUGAAGGCAGGCUCAGAAGCCCACGCCCUGGUGGUGGGCGAGAACAUACGAACAUAA
Messenger RNA from Bursaphelenchus okinawaensis, 4145 nucleotides. Lineage: Eukaryota; Metazoa; Nematoda; Chromadorea; Rhabditida; Aphelenchoididae. The record is from the annotation of a GenBank genome assembly.